AUGUCCACCGAAUACAUCCAAGCCGGCAUCUUGCCUUUUUCUUUACUGCUUAUUGGCCUAUGGACAUCUCGGAUAGUCUAUAAUCUCUACUUCCAUCCACUGUCUAAGAUUCCAGGUCCCUGGAUAGCCGCCAUUACUGAUGUCCCCUACUGCCCUAUUAUCCGUAUCGCCCCAAAUGAGGUCGCUUUUAACACCGCACAGGCAUGGAGGGAUAUCCAUACCCAUAGGUCUGGCCGUCAGGUAUUCUGGAAGGGUAAAUUCUACGAUGGUGCUUGCUUCACGGCGCAGGAAUUCAACCGCGGCCUCUCAACCAUCGUCAGUGAAAGAAGGCCUGAAGUUCACAAGCAGAUGCGAAGUUCCUGGGCUAGUGCCUUUUCCGAACGCGCGAUUGUCGAGCAAGAGGGGCUCAUUGCUACCUCCGCCGAUAAAUUCAUUCGUCAGGUUGGCAUCAGGGGUUCUAGAGAAGGGGGAUUCGAUUUAGCGCCCCUAUUUGAGGCUAUGACUUUUGACGUGAUGGGUGACCUAGCAUUCGGCAAAGCGUUCGGCGCAUUGGACAUGGAGACGAGACAUCCAUGGGUCGCUGCUGCCAUCGGUUCGUUAAUGAUGGCUGUUCUUGUAGACGUUCUCAACCAUUAUCCAACUCUGGCUAGAGGCGUUGUUCUACUCUUGAAUGGAAAGUUCAAGAAAGCAUUGUCAGACAUGAGGACGAAUGAGAAGUUUGUUUACGAAACAGUAAAGAAACGGAUAGAGACGAAAACAGAUCGCAAGGACUUCUUGACUAGAAUCGUCCAGGAACGAGACCCUAAUGUGAUAUCAGACAGACAGAUUUCUGCUCACUCUUCUGAUAUAGUAAUUGCGGGAAGUGAUACUACUGCUGCUGGUUUAAGCGCCAUAGUAUACUUCUUGCUUUCAAAUCCGGCUUCUCUCGCAAAGCUCAAGGCUGAAAUUCGAGAUACGUUCGAGGAUUACUCACAGAUUACAUAUUCCUCUACGAUAUCGAUGAAGUAUCUCCGCGCGGUCAUCCAGGAAGGGCUACGCAUCUCCCCCCCAGUAUCUUUCCCGUUACCUCGCGACGUGCCUAGCGGCGGAGAAACAGUCGACGGCCACUUUCUUCCUGGAGGGGUUCAUGUAGCAGUUAACACUUUUGCAACUGCCCUAUCCUCGGCAAACUUCCAUGACCCAUGGUCUUUCAAACCAGAAAGGUGGAUUGAUCCUAACAAUAACGAUGUUCUCGAUAGUAGCCAGCCAUUCUCACUUGGCCCAAGGGUUUGCAUAGGUAGAAAUGUGGCAUGGUUAGAAUUGCAUGUUACUCUUGCUAAGCUAUUCUGGGUUUAUGACUUGGAACUAGUUGAUCCAACACUUGAUUGGCAUAAGGAAAUUCGGAUGGUCUCUUUAUGGAAGGUUCCAAAGUUGAUGAUUCGUGCUAGGAACCGAGGAGUUAAUAUUGCAUGA
Annulohypoxylon maeteangense is the source of this 1452-nucleotide messenger RNA. Its product is annotated as benzoate 4-monooxygenase cytochrome P450. The record is from RefSeq and is a predicted model, not a curated record. The transcript has 7 exons. NCBI's taxonomy places the organism in Eukaryota, Fungi, Ascomycota, Sordariomycetes, Xylariales, Hypoxylaceae. Bases 1 to 1452 code for a protein of 483 amino acids. Gene Ontology annotation, molecular function: oxidoreductase activity, acting on paired donors, with incorporation or reduction of molecular oxygen; heme binding; iron ion binding.